AUGGCCAUCGGGGCAACAACAACUCUGCGCUCUAGUUCGCCCAGUGUGAGCCCCCACCCUUCCGGUGGCACGACACGCGUGGGCUAUGUUCGAGGUGGAGGAGGCCGCAGUACUCCCGCGGCAGGGGAAACACGCCCAGCCAACCCCCUCCAGGCCACGUUCCUCAACCGGGUAUGCCUCUUGGGCAUCGACGACAAGCACAAGGCGACCCUGCACCGUCGCUGGAAGGCGACUCGGACGUGGUCUUGGGGCUACGAGAAACAGCGGCGUUGCAACAAGGCCGCCGAAGAUCGCGCGAAUGAAGAGAGGAAAUCAAGACGAGCGAGGGAGGAGGCAGAAAGGGUAACCGCUGAUCAGGAGGCGGCAAGGACAGCGGCGGCGGCGGCGGCGGCGGCUUUGAAGAUAAAAACCGAGCCACUGGAGCACCUUGCACAUCAAGGACAAACGCCGGCGGCGCCAAUUUCCCUCUCGGCCCAGCGUUCGGUGCAAAGGCCAGGAGGAGGUGAGGUAAGCCCGGGGAGACGUGGCUUAGGCUCUGGGAGCUCCGCUUUCAGAAGGAGCUCCGCGUGGAUGUGGCCGAGGAGGCAACCUUCCAGCGCACCAGGAGAACGAACUGAUGGCGAGUCGCCGCAGCAGCAACUCGACAAGGGGCGCGACCGUCUAAUUAGCGGCCAAGACCGAGGGUCUCAAAUGACUCGCACGAUACGGCCACCCCGAGGAAUGGGUGACCCCGUCCGAAGAAGUACACCAGCGGUGGAGGCAAGGGAUCUUCGGCCCAAGGGAUCGGCGUCCGUCGGUCAGAACAUCAAAACGGAGGCAGCCGGGGAUUCCAUUACGGCGGCGACUGCGGCGGAUAACGGGGUCCCAGAUGUGCGCCAGGUGCAACAGGUGGAGAGCAAGGAGGUGUUUGUCCCAGCAGAUAGAGAGGUAGAAGCGCCGCGGUCCGUGGACUGGGCGCGCGAUAUCUGGAGCCAGUGCCGUCUCCACCGGAUUUCCACAAGCCCGCUCCUCUUGCCGAUGGCAUCGUCCACCCUCAGCGGCUUUGCGGUGAAGGCUUCGGCCACACGUGAUCACGACGGGGGCCAGGCAGAAGCAGAAGCAGCUCUUGACCGAAUGGAUUCCCGCCCUGUUGGACGAGACUACACCAGUGGAGAAGGGCAGCCCGGUUCUGCGAGGGGAAACUCCGGGACAGGAUCUAUCUUCCUCGGGAAUGUCAGCGAGACGGAAUGGGGGGCGAGCAGCUACAACUCGCUUGGUGUGCCUCAACACACCGGCAGCGUUGCCGGAGAAGCCAGCGUCCGUGAGCUGUCGGGAGACAGGCAGCUGAGGCAGUCUUCGGAAGAGGAGGAUUUUGACCUCCUGCGCAGCCGGAGCGCUACCAGCUCGGGCCUUGGACGCGAGAGUACUGACAGUGCCGUCGGGUCGGAUGAGAGGUGGGCCAUCGCGGCGACACCGACGCUGGGGACGCAGCCUGCUAUGCAUAGGGGAAGCUUCUUGAGGGGGCUCGGUAGUGGCGGGACCGUUGCUCGGGACGGGGAAACUGACGGCGCAGGAGCGGCAGAGCUACGUCAAACUCGGAGCGUAUCUCUUGCCGGAAUUGGGUUAGGGUGUGACGGAGGUUCCACGGGCGGAGACACUGGUGGACCCGCGCCCUCCUCCUUUCGAAGGAAGUCCUCCGCCGUAGAUAAGCCUGUGCUGGAAGCUGCUGCCACGCCCGAACCAGCAAUAGCGUCGACGCCGGGAACGGGAGAGCACGUGGCCGUCGACAGCAGUGGGCGGGACGAUGUGGAAGCCGAACGAGGCGCAACACUCGCCCGCCAGUUUGUCCUCGCGUACUCCUCGUAUCUCGUUGAGUCCCUCGGUUUUACGCCGGUGACGGAGGAAGCCACCAUCGUCUCUGCGGACAAUGUCAACACGGACACGGAUGUGAAAUGCAUGACGCGUCCCGUGUUCGCUGGGCACCCAGUGACUUUUGCCUCGGGGCUCACCGUCGGUGCGACAGGCUCGGGGAAGGCCCCAAAGGGUGUCCGUGGGGCCCCGGUAAACGGCCAACUUUGCAGCCCGGCUACGCUUGGUAGCGGCGGUGUGCUGUUGGCCCACGCGCUUCUGCGGCUGCCCCUUGAACUGACCAACACCGUCGCCCUAGUGGAGACUUCUCGGUCGGCCAGGUGGAAGCCGCGUUGCUGUCGUCAGCUGCUACGGACUUGA
Molecule: messenger RNA, 2208 nt
Organism: Ectocarpus siliculosus
Lineage: Eukaryota; Phaeophyceae; Ectocarpales; Ectocarpaceae
Source: the annotation of a GenBank genome assembly